Molecule: messenger RNA, 1206 nt
Organism: Glarea lozoyensis ATCC 20868
Lineage: Eukaryota; Fungi; Ascomycota; Leotiomycetes; Helotiales; Helotiaceae
Product: FAS1
Exons: 4
Coding region: 1-1206 (401 amino acids)
Biological process (GO): macroautophagy
Cellular component (GO): fungal-type vacuole membrane
Source: RefSeq, a predicted model, not a curated record
AUGAGGACGCAGAGAUGGACGACCACGCUUGCUGCGGCUUUAGGCUGUUUAGUGCCAGAUGUCAGAGCUCAGACGGGGUCGUUGAAGGAUCUGGGGAGCUUGUUGGCGAGUCAGAAGAAUUUGACGACGUUUUAUAGCUUGAUACAGAAAUACCCUCAGAUCUUGUUCCAAUUGCCAUCACAAGAUGGCGUAACUAUCCUCGCGCCAAAUAAUGAUGCGUUCGAAAAGAUUCCUUACACAGAAUUAAACGCCGCCUUUGCAAAUAAUGAUCAAACCAUCAUUACAAAUGUUCUCGAAUACCACAUUCUCUCAGGCUCAAAGACGGCCGCUCAAUUAAUCCCAGGAGCUCCUGUAUUUAUACCAACAUUAUUGACGAACCCCUCCUUUUCAAAUGUAUCAGGUGGAGCGACUGUAGAGAAUGUGAAGCAGGCUGGAGAUGUGGUGGUUUUUGACCUCGAAUUCAACGGCGGCUACGUCCAAGUAAUCGACUCUCUCCUCAUCCCCCCCGCCAACCUCACAACCACAAUCGAAUCCUUCAACCUAACCUCCUUCGAAGGCGCCCUCUACCAAACAAACAAACUCACAAACUACACUACCACCCCCAACAGCACCAUCUUCGUCCCCCAAAACGACGCCUUCCAAGCCCUCGGCCCAGCCAUCGCAAACAUGACCACAGACCAACUCUCCGCAAUCCUAGACUACCAUCUCAUCCCCUCCCAAGUCCUCUACACCCCCAACCUCACAAACGGAUCCACCUUCGUCACCGCAAACGGCGGCAAAAUCACCGUCCGUCAAGGCGGCAAUAACCUCUACAUCAACAGCGCGCAGCUCUUAAACGCCAACAUCCUCAUCGCGAACGGCGUGUUGCAUACCAUUGACAACGUGCUCAACCCAGCCGGUCCAGACGCCCUCCCGAACCCGCAAAUCGCGUCCCAAGGCCCGGUCUUUGCGUCCGCGGAGCGCGCGAGCAAUUUGCCGUUUACGAGCGCGAUUCCGUGCACGAGUUCGUGUCCGGUGUCGUCUGUGACGAGUGCGUCGGCUUCUGUGACGGGUGAGGGAGUGGCGGCGACGAGAACGAGUGUGAGGAGUAGCGCGACGGCGGUUAGUUCGAGUAGCAGUCGUGCUGGUGUGGCGAGGGCGAGGGAGACGGGGUUGGGGGGUGUGGGGUUGGUUAUGGCGGUUGGAGGGGCGGUGCUGAUGAUUUGA